AAAGUAUGUACUCGCCUCAAUAAACGUUCAAUUGACAUCAAUUAGUGCGGCAAAUAAAAUCAAAAUUGGGUCGAAAAGGAGAGAACCGUACGGACCCUACCGCACUGCGUGAGUGACCUUAAUAUUUUAGUUACUGAUGGGCUACGGUGCUAUCGUGAGCCGAGGUGCUGCAACCACAGCCGCCACCUUAUCCUCCGCACACUAUCUCUGCCGCGGCGUGACAACUCCAUCCUCCACUCCCCCGCUCCUUCCCGCCGCCCUCUCCGCACGCAUUCUGAUCCAGCAUGGUAAGCUCCGCCGCCCGGGAACCGCCGCCGCCGGAGUUUCCGGCGAACUGCUUCAGGACGCCGGCGCCACCGCGCUGGUUUUCGGCGGUGCUUAUGGUCUAGUCUCCACCUUCGAUAAUCUCACCCGCCGCAACAUCAUCGAACAGAAACUGAGCCGGAAACUGGUCCAUAUAUUCUCAGGGCUGCUCUUUUUAGCAUCAUGGCCGAUUUUCAGCAUCUCCACGGGCGCUCGUUACUUCGCCUCAUUAGUGCCUUGUGUGAAUUGCUUGAGGCUUGUGAUAAAUGGUCUAUCCUUGAGCACGGAUGAAGGGCUCAUCAAAUCAGUUAGUCGAGAAGGGAAGCCCGAGGAAUUGCUUAGAGGUCCACUUUAUUAUGUUCUUGUACUGAUUUUAUGUGCAAUUGUGUUUUGGCGUGAUUCCCCUGUUGGAAUGAUUUCACUUUCGAUGAUGUGUGGUGGCGAUGGCAUUGCUGAUAUCAUGGGACGGAGAUUUGGCUCCACAAAAAUUCCUUACAAUCCGCUCAAGAGUUGGGCCGGUAGCAUCUCGAUGUUUCUAUUUGGUUUCUUGGUUUCUAUUAGUGUGUUGUAUUACUUUUCGGCCCUCGGAUAUGUGGAACUGGAUUGGAUGACGACUGUGGGAAGGGUCGCGUUGGUUUCGUUGGUGGCAUCAUUCGUGGAAUCGCUCCCGACUAACGGAAUAGUCGACGACAACAUUUCGGUUCCUUUGGCAAGCAUGGUAACUUCAUUUUUGGUUUUUGGUUGGUAGCAUUUCAUGUCAUAGACUGACAAUACAGCCUGGGCUCAGAUUUACUCUUCUAUUUUGUUGUAGUUAAUGUUCUGAAGUGUUUCUUUUAAGAAGUUGGAAUUGUUUUCCUUGUUUUAA
Molecule: messenger RNA, 1168 nt
Organism: Salvia miltiorrhiza (redroot sage)
Lineage: Eukaryota; Viridiplantae; Streptophyta; Magnoliopsida; Lamiales; Lamiaceae
Product: phytol kinase 1, chloroplastic
Exons: 6
Coding region: 137-1051 (304 amino acids)
Biological process (GO): vitamin E biosynthetic process
Cellular component (GO): chloroplast
Molecular function (GO): phytol kinase activity
Source: RefSeq, a predicted model, not a curated record